GGCCGCCCCACCCCCUCCGGAGGACCCGCCCGCGGCCCGAGACUCGCUGCGCAGCUGGAAGCGGCGAGGCGUGCGCGGCGGGCGGGCGCAGCGCGGCGAAGCAGGACCGGGAGCUGUCUGCGGUCAGAAGCAGCAAUGUCCGUGAAGGUGGUGGCCCCGGGAAGCAUGGGGCUGGGCCCAGAGCACCUGAGCCCUGAGGAGCUGGUGCAACAGACGCGACAAGUGGUACAGGGGCUGGAGGCCCUGCGGGCAGAGCACCGGGGCCUGGCCGGGCACCUGGCGGAGACCCUGGCAGGACAGGGCCCGGUGGCUGGCCUGGAGCUGCUGGAAGAAAAGCAGGAGGUGGUGAGCCACUCACUGGAGGCCAUCGAGCUGGGGCUGGGUGAGGCCCAGGUGCUGCUGGCCCUGUCGGCACACGUGGGCGCGCUGGAGGCUGAGAAGCAGCGGCUGCGAGCGCAGGCCCGGCGGCUGGCCCAGGAGAACGCAUGGCUGCGGGAAGAGCUGGAGGAGACGCAGCAGCGGCUGCGGGCCAGCGAGGAGGCUGUGGCCCAGCUGGAGGAGGAGAAGAGCCACCUGCAGUUCCUGGGGCAGCUGCGGCAGUAUGACCCGCCGGCGGAGAGCCAGCAGCCCGAGUCCCCCCAUCAGCAGGACAGCCUGGCUUCCCUGUUCCCCAGUGAGGAGGAGGAGAGGAAAGGUCCCGAGGCAGCGGGGGCCAUCUCUGCUCAGCAGGGUGGCUACGAGAUCCCGGCCCGCCUUCGGACCCUGCACAACCUCGUGCUCCAGUACACGGGGCAGGGCCGCUACGAGGUGGCUGCACCGCUGUGCCGCCAGGCCUUAGAGGAUCUGGAGCGGAGCUCGGGCCACUGCCACCCUGACGUGGCCACCAUGCUCAACAUCCUGGCGCUGGUGUACCGGGACCAGAACAAGUACAAAGAGGCCACAGACCUUCUCCACGACGCCCUGCAGAUCCGGGAGCAGACACUGGGCCGGGAGCACCCCGCGGUGGCCGCCACCCUCAACAACCUGGCUGUCCUCUACGGGAAGCGUGGGCGUUACCAGGAGGCGGAGCCCCUGUGCCAGCGCGCCCUGGAGAUCCGUGAGAAGGUCCUGGGCGCCAACCACCCGGACGUGGCCAAGCAGCUCAACAACCUGGCCCUGCUGUGUCAGAACCAGGGCAAGUUCGAGGAGGUGGAGCGGCACUAUGGCCGGGCCCUGAGCAUCUACAAGGCCCUAGGCGGGCCUCACGACCCCAACGUGGCCAAGACCAAGAACAACCUGGUGAGGGCGCCUUGGGGCGUGGGUGUCUUAGUCCUGGGGCCGCGGCACUGGGGAGCACCCAUCGGCUGGAGGGUGGGAUACCACCGAGGCCAGGGGCCCCACCUCUGCCCAGCCCUCGAGCUGUCCCGUGAGACUCGGCUUCCAAGCUGGGCCCUGACUGGUGAGGUUGCUCAGCACAGAGGACACGGAAGCAUCAGGAAACAGGCAAGUUGGUGGCAGCCAGAGAACAGCUCCAGUCAAAGAGGAAGCCAGAGACGGGCUGGGAGCAGAUGAGAGCAUUUAUUGAGCUAAACCCCUUCUUAGGACUUUGCCUGUACUAUCCGUUUCUUCAAGAGCCCUAUGAGGUAGGUGCUCCCGUUGCCCCAUUUUGCAGGUGAGGAAACUGAGGCACAGAGAGGUGUGUCACUGGCUCAAGGCAGAGUGGGGAACAGGUUCCUGCUCUGAGUCAGGAAGUCACCUACCCUAUGGGAAGUAGGUGGGGUUGGGCUCCAAGCCCACCCUGCUGUCGGCCAAGGCCUGGAGUGUGGGGUAAACCUGGGUUUCUUCCUGCGGGGGCUGGAAGGAUGUGCCUGGGUGCAGUGCUGGGGCCUGGGAAGCUCCCAGGUUUGAGCCAAGAUCACCCAGGCUAUGC
Messenger RNA from Aethalodelphis obliquidens (Pacific white-sided dolphin), 1909 nucleotides. RefSeq names its product kinesin light chain 3 (gene KLC3). The record is from RefSeq and is a predicted model, not a curated record. Gene Ontology annotation, cellular component: kinesin complex; cytoplasm. The coding region runs from base 136 to 1551 and encodes 471 amino acids. NCBI's taxonomy places the organism in Eukaryota, Metazoa, Chordata, Mammalia, Artiodactyla, Delphinidae. The transcript is spliced from 8 exons. Gene Ontology annotation, biological process: microtubule-based movement. Gene Ontology annotation, molecular function: kinesin binding.